This is a messenger RNA of Aspergillus versicolor CBS 583.65, 1280 nucleotides long. RefSeq names its product DUF2470 domain-containing protein. Lineage: Eukaryota; Fungi; Ascomycota; Eurotiomycetes; Eurotiales; Aspergillaceae. The record is from RefSeq and is a predicted model, not a curated record. The coding region runs from base 406 to 1080 and encodes 224 amino acids. The transcript has a single exon.
UGCCUAAGAAUAUCGAAACUAGACAUCUCACACCGUGCUCUUGCUUCCUAACGAGUUACGAGGUUUUGAAACUGCCGUCUUACCUGUUGGAGAUACCGUUCCGCUGUUAAUAUUGUGAUGGUUGUUGGGGGCUCAAGUCCUGGCAUUUUUAGUGUUCUCUGUUCUCCUGUAAUUGGGUCUAGAUCCGUUAAUCGAAUAUAAAAACAUAGUUCAAACUGUCAAUCCUAGCUAGACGGGAGUUAGUUGUAUUCGGAAUCCGGAGCAUGUCCUGGUGGAGCAGCACAUGUAGACAAUGGGCCGAGGUGUCUUGGCGGCCGAUAAGCCGUAUACGGGAGGGACUCUUCUCCAACUUGGAACUCCUGGUCACUCCUGAUCCCAAACAACUCCCCCAAGCUCACCUCCAAAAUGGCCGACGACCAAUCCCGCAAGGCGUUCAUCAUCAAGCACAUGAACAAUGACCAUGCCCGCUCUCUCUCCCUCUACCUCCGCGCCUACUGCGCCGUCUCCGCGAGUGCCGCCCAAUCCCCAACCCUCGAAGACCUCCGUCUCACAGACAUGAUCAUAUCUGCCCGGGGCUCCCGCUACAUAAUCCCCUUCACGCCGCCACUCGCCUCCUUAAGCGAAACCCGCGCCCGCGUCGUGGCCAUGCACAAGGAAUCCCUGCGCCGGCUCAAUCUCUCCGACACAAAAGUCACCUCUUACAUCCCACCGCAGGGCGCGCAGGUAAUCGGGUUCGCACUCUGCCUCGCCACGCUGGUUGGGUACUCGCGCCGCGCGAAUUUCGAACCGGGAUCGCUGCUCUACGAUACCUUGGACUUGGGGGCCAGGUUUCCUGGGUUUACGGAGUUUAGUGUCAAGUGGCAGCCGUGGGUGUUUGGGUCUCUUGCGGGCGCGCAUGCGUUUGAGGCGGUCUUUCUUCUGGGCUGGAUGAGGCUGAGGAAGCAUGGGGUUAAGAUUUUUUCGGGGCUUUGGUGGACGUGGAUGGUGCUUGGGUUUGUGGAGGGGUUUCCGGCUUGGAUGAGGUUUGAUGCGGAGGUGAAGAGGAUUGAGAGUGAGGGUGAGCAUGAGAAGAGUACCUGAGAGUACUUGAUUGACGGGGUUAUGUUGUUGUAUAGUGUACAUAGAGGGGAGUAGAAGGUAGAAUUGAGUAAAUAAAGAGAUAUCGUGUUAAGAGGGUCACUGUAUGGCUGACUUGGGUAGAACUGUCAAUGUGCAUUCAUCAUGGAGCUGUGUUAGACAAUGUAAAUGCUAUCAUAUGGGAAGCGUGAACAGUGAACCAU